Messenger RNA from Nasonia vitripennis (jewel wasp), 2017 nucleotides. Its product is annotated as alpha-tocopherol transfer protein-like. Gene Ontology annotation, molecular function: phosphatidylinositol bisphosphate binding. The coding region runs from base 602 to 1558 and encodes 318 amino acids. Gene Ontology annotation, cellular component: membrane. The transcript has 7 exons. The record is from RefSeq and is a predicted model, not a curated record. Lineage: Eukaryota; Metazoa; Arthropoda; Insecta; Hymenoptera; Pteromalidae.
CCAAGGAGACGUCGCAUGCGAUGGUGCGUCCACGGCGCGUUAUUUGAAUUUCUUCAUUGCCGACCGACUACACACACUCUAUACACUCCGUUUAUUGUAAUUGCGGACUGUGUGUCGCGCGCGCGCGUGUGCGUGUGUAGAUCUCUUGUGCUCCGCACGUAACGCUCGCACAGCUCGUGUGUGACGAAAAGUGGGAAAAACGCUUGCAGCGGUCGCAAGCUGCAGCGGCGGCGCUUAAUCGCUCUUCUGCUGCAUCUCGAGCGGGCAGUCUUCUCGGCGCACGAGAGUCGCCGGGAUCUCGAGACUCUGGAGACGGAAGAAUUAAGGUAGUUUUUUUGUUGGUUCACUGUGUGCUGUUGUUGUGUGCAUUGGAUCGGUAUCGACGUGUAGAUCGAUUGUUUUUUAGAGAGAGUUGCUCGCGGUACAGUUGCUCAUCGACUGUGACACUAUACGCGUGUGUGUACACGGUAAAAUUACACUUUGCCGUUUCAAUUGCAGUUUUCUCGGAAAAGGCCUAUAGUUAAUUGCCUCUUAUGCUUGACUUGUUAAUGGGACUUUUAGAGGUUUGAUUAGAGGUUGUCGAUCAAAAUAAACGGCCAAAAUGUCGGAGUUCAACAACAAAAGCGACACCCAAAUGCUGGUGGAAAAACUGGCCUACAAGCUCCAGACGGGGCCGAAGCUGAUGAUCGGCGACUGCGAGAUGACGCUGGACAUCGAUCCUCUGGACGAGUACCACAUUAAAAAAGCCGAGAAGGAGCUGCGAGAAACGCCUGAAAUGGUUCAGGAAUCCAUUAAAAUCCUCUGUGAUAUGCUUGGAGAAGAGGAAGGUUUAUACGUGCCAUUGGAUGAAGAGUUCCUAAAGCGGUUCCUGCGGCCAUGCAAAUUCUACCCGAGAAGCGCUUUCAAGCUGAUUAAGCGCUUCUACGAGUACCGGUUGAAACAUCCCGAGUUCUACGAGGGUCUGCUACCGAGCAACGAACGUGCCAUCUUCACAUCGGGUAUCCUGACGCCUCUGCCGCGCCGCUGCAGCGAUGGCGUCAGGGUCGUCGUGAUCGAGGCCGGACGCAAAUGGAAUCCCAAGCAGGUGUCGCUCAACCAGAUCUUCCGGGGGGUCAUCCUCAACCUCGAGGUCGCCAUUGUCGAGCCGAAGACCCAGGUCUCCGGAGUUCGAGUGAUCAUUGACAUGGAAGGCCUGUCCCUGGGCCAGGUGACUUACUUCACGCCGGGCUUUGCCUCGGCGAUCAUCGAGUUCGUCCAGAGGAGUCUACCCUGUCGACUUAAGGGUGUCCACAUAGUCAACCAAUCGUUCAUCUUUGACAUGGUCUUCGCCUUCUUUAAACCGUUUUUGCACGGCAAACUGAAGGACCGGAUAUUCUUCCACGGCGGCGACAGACCCUCGAUGCUGAACUACAUGGACGCUAAGAUGUUACCGAAAAAGUACGGCGGCGAAUUCGAUUUUCCGGACAAGCCGAUCGGCGAUCCGAUCUACGAGUAUUCCUGCGGAUACGAGGAGUACUUCGAUGAGUGCAAUCGGUACGGUUACAUGAACGAGGUCUAAUGAGUAGGUGAGGAAAAUAGUACAAACUGGCUCGUGAUAAAUGAAGCUCUGCGCGUCACGCUUAUAGUCAAUUUCAUCCAGCGAGAGGUGCACCGAUGAAGCUCUGUAUACCAAGAUUUUAGCGUUAAGAGAGAUUUUACCAAUAAACGUUUAUAUUAUGUAUGUAUUUUACUGUGUAUGGGUUCUGACAUAGACAAUAUGUACACCAUGUAGUUGGAGAAUUUUGUUGAAAGUAUACUUCGAUACCGCAUUUAUUUAUAGCUCUGAUGGGGAUUACGUAAGCUGAACCUGAUAUAGUUUGAGUUAUAUUGUUGUUACCUUUGUACGAGACAUGUAUAUGUGUUGUAAUAUUUAUGUACAUGCAUGCGCGAGAUACACGGGGUUUUUUUUCUAAGGAUAGAGUAAUGUGUAACAUUUUUAAGACGAAAUAAUAAAAGUGUUUAGAUUGUUUGAAAAAAA